Molecule: messenger RNA, 501 nt
Organism: Oxyura jamaicensis (ruddy duck)
Lineage: Eukaryota; Metazoa; Chordata; Aves; Anseriformes; Anatidae
Product: olfactory receptor 14A2-like
Exons: 1
Biological process (GO): G protein-coupled receptor signaling pathway
Cellular component (GO): membrane
Molecular function (GO): olfactory receptor activity
Source: RefSeq, a predicted model, not a curated record
AUGGCCUAUGACCGCUACAUUGCCAUCUGCAAACCCCUGCACUAUGGGACACUCAUGGACAGCAGAGCUUUUGUCAUCAUGGUAGCAGCUGCCUGGGGCAGUGGCUUUUUCAAUGCCAUGCUGCACACUGCCAAUACAUUUUCCCUCCCCCUCUGCCAAGGCAAUGAACUGGACAAGUUCUUUUGUGAUAUUCCCCAGAUCCUCAAGCUCUCCUGCUCAGAUUGCCACCUUGCGGAGUUUGGGCUUCUUGUGGUUAGUGUCUGUCUAGCUUUUGGGUGUUUUAUUUUUAUUCUUUUCUCAUACGUGCAGAUCAUCAGGGCUGUGCUGAGGAUGCCCUCAGAGCAGGGACAGCACAAAGCUUUUUCCACAUGCUUCCCUCACCUGGCUGUUGUCUCCAUCUUUUCCAGCACUAGGAAGUUUGCCUACCUGAAGCCCCCUUCCAUCUCCUCUCCAUCCCUGGACCUGGUGGUUACAGUUCUGUACUCGGUGGUGCCUCCAGCA